GGGAAUAAAUCAGAUUUUCUCUGGUUCAGAUUAGAUUUUAUUUUAGUAAAGUUGAUAACAACUUUUGACCCUAGAGCCCCUUGUCCCUCCUAUAUAUAGUGAUAUUUUUUAUCAAUCACCAUCAUUCUCAAUACAACUCAGCCUAUUUGCAGAGAUGAGGAGGGCUACCAACACUGAAGAGAACGACGAUGACGAUGAUGGAAUCCAAUUCUAGCAUGAAUCCUCUUCAUGGAUUUUUCGACAUUGAGCUUGAGCUUUCGACAUUAACUCUUUUUUCUUCCUUUCCUCCGAUGGUAGCCUUGAGCUUUCUCGUCUCUUGUUGCAAGUUCAACCCAUUGCAUGUCGAUCGUAUUUAUCCUUUAAAGUACGAUCAGAAUUAUCUAGGAGGUUCAUCAGCAGGUCUUUCGCUAGUUUUUGGCGGACCAAUCACAAGUUUGGGCACCUGCAAAAUCUCUCGGAGAUGUAAAAGUUUACAGCUGAAUCCUGAGCCUUCUUUGGGAAGAAGCAUGAAAACUUCUUAGUAAUCACAGUUUUCAGUAGCAACAUUCAUCUCUUGAAUUGAUCGUAAGGAUAGAAGGAUUGGGAAAAGACCCGUGAGAAGAACAACAGUGACAGACCAACUUUAAUAUGGGAGAUAUGUGAAGAAUUUAACAAAAUAAUAAGUAGAUGCCAUGCAUAAUGAUUUAGACUUUGACUGUUAGACAAUCAGAAGGAAUUAAUUUGUAUGGGAAAAGAGAGGACUUUUUUCUGGCCAUUAGCUUCAUUGUGUAAAAUGUAAACUGGUAUAGUAAUAUGCAUUUCCAUUUAUCGUCUUGAUUAUUUAAAGUGAAUUCCCACAUUUGCAGCCUCAUCUUUAAUUUGAUAGUUUACCAUCUAAAGAGCCAUUUACUUUAGACUUUCUUCAUCACGAUUUAACGUUUAGGUCUAUAAUUUAAAGAAGCAUGGAAUGGAAUAAGGGAACGUAUCAAAUAAUAAAAAUAUAGCUUUGCUACCGAAACAGAAGCUAACAUGCACAGAUCUGAAUUUUCCUUUUAGUUACAACUUACUCCAAUAUAUGCUUAACUAAAUAUUAUUUUUGCUCUAACGUUGUCAGCCCCUGUAUAUACACCAUGAGAUCACGAGGGGAUUUUGAUCUGAUGGUUGUGAGUCG
Messenger RNA from Nicotiana tabacum (common tobacco), 1150 nucleotides. NCBI's taxonomy places the organism in Eukaryota, Viridiplantae, Streptophyta, Magnoliopsida, Solanales, Solanaceae. The record is from RefSeq and is a predicted model, not a curated record.